Molecule: messenger RNA, 579 nt
Organism: Fusarium subglutinans
Lineage: Eukaryota; Fungi; Ascomycota; Sordariomycetes; Hypocreales; Nectriaceae
Exons: 2
Coding region: 1-579 (192 amino acids)
Source: RefSeq, a predicted model, not a curated record
AUGGCCACUUGCAUCGGAUACUCAUAUAUCCUACCGAAGGAUGAGAUCCUCAACCUUGACUACCUCGAUGAUGCUUUGGAAAUACUUUAUGGAGAAGGCAAAGCAACAUGGCGUGUGGCUGGCGAUUCAGUCAUAUUCAUAUCUAAAACCAAGGACUUGGGCGGCUUGUGGGAAAGGCUUAGAGAUCUGGCACUGACGCGCACGUAUCCUGAGUGGUGGCUACGCACUACUCUUGAGCCGUCUGAGCCUGCUGCAGGGUACAAAAACCUCUGGUUGAUCAGCCACGAAUACUUUUACAGCCCCAUUCAUACCAACUUUUACACCCGAAUUGUCAUAAUGUCUGCACCUGAAGAGCCGGGGAUUGUGCAGGUCGUUGGAGAGCCAAAGCACUUCAAGCUCGAAACGCUAAAUCAUGAUCUUGAGAUGAUCCAUGGAAAAGGCACUGUGAGUUGGAAAUUAAUUCAGGCUCAUAAAGUUGAACUCGUCUCAAUUACGAUUGAAACGGAAGACGUUGCUGCGUUGGUAGAACACUUCGAUGGUCUUGGCGUGGAAGUCGAAUGGACGCCAAAGCGGCAGUAG